Messenger RNA from Mycena citricolor, 630 nucleotides. The record is from the annotation of a GenBank genome assembly. Lineage: Eukaryota; Fungi; Basidiomycota; Agaricomycetes; Agaricales; Mycenaceae.
GCGACGUCCAUGUGCAGUCCAGCAUUCACAUAACAUCUGGGCAAUUUGCACAUUUGAUCUGCGUCGACAUUACUCCGUAUUCACAUCCGUACGGUUGUCGUCCUCCGCGAGGAGUGCUGGAUCGUGGCUUUGCCGAAAUAUCUUGUCAUCGAAUUCCCGCAGCAACCGAAUCGUUUCCCUGCCUGAGCUCCUCGACAGCGCUACGUACAAGUUGAAUAGGCUCAGACCGCCUGACGGCGGCGUGGCUAUGUCGAUGAUGACCCGGCCUAAAGUUUGUCCCUGUGAACGGUAGUCGGUGAACGCGUAGGCCCCCGUAACUGGAUACUGUCGUCUUCGGAUGGUCUUCGUUACACUGGCCCCGCCCGAUAUGGUGGUCUUCACAUGGUAUGUCGCUUUCCCUGGUUCGACCGGUAUCACACCUGCUGUUAAGUUCGACAGUUUCCCCGCUCGAGUGCGUUCAAACUUGACCAAGAUGAAAACUGGCAGGCGUGUCAAGUGUACCACCGCCUCCUGACCGAUGGGAGGUUCGUCGGGAUCCAGUAUAAUCUCCUCGAUUGUUCCUCGUGCUCCGUUUGUGAGGUCCAAAUCGGUCUCUAUAUUGCUUGUCACCAUCAGUUCCAUGCCGACCGC